AUGAUCUCCACCAACACGAUUGCUCAUUCUAAUUCUUCCCAACAACAACAACCAAUCACACUUCCUGUCAUUGACAUUUCUCCACUUUUACACAAAGAUCCAGCUCAUAAAGAUGAUGAAUCCUAUCAACAAGUGAUUCGAGAGAUUGGACUCACUCGAGUGUAUAGAGGAUUUUUUGAAUUGGGUGGAGAAUUGACCUAUGGAAAGAAAGAUUGGAAAGAAGGCUAUUAUUUUAGUGCAGAGUUGAAUGAUGAUCAUCCUGCUGUGAAAGGGUUUACCAAUGCAUGGUUUAAAUCAAUGGCCAGAUGA
Molecule: messenger RNA, 309 nt
Organism: Naegleria fowleri
Lineage: Eukaryota; Heterolobosea; Eutetramitea; Acrasida; Naegleriidae
Exons: 3
Coding region: 1-309 (102 amino acids)
Source: RefSeq, a predicted model, not a curated record